UGCCAACAGUAUGCCUAAACAAGUUGAGGUGAGGAUGCACGAAAGUCACCUGGAGCCCAUCGAGGCCAGGCCUCAGUCCAAAUGUGCCAAAAUCUGCUCCAAGUUGUUCAAGAACCUUCUGCUCACACUCACCGUCCUCGGUGUGAUCUUGGGAGCUGUAUCAGGGAUGUUGCUUCGCGUUGCCUCCCCGAUCCACCCAGACAUCGUCAUGGUGAUCGCCUUUCCUGGAGAUAUCCUUAUGAGGAUGCUGAAGAUGUUGAUCCUGCCACUCAUCAUCUCCAGUUUAAUCACAGGUCUGUCCGGUUUGGAUGCCAAAUCCAGUGGUCGCCUGGGCACCAGAGCUAUGGUCUAUUACAUGAGCACCACUAUUAUUGCUGCUAUCCUGGGAGUCAUCCUGGUGUUAGUCAUUCACCCUGGCAACCCCAAACUGAAGGAGGGGCUGGGUGAGGGCGAGAAGAACGAUGACGUGUCCAGCUUGGAUGCCUUCUUUGAUCUGAUCAGGAACCUGUUCCCGGAGAACCUGGUGCAGGCUUGUUUCCAACAGAUCCAGACAGUCACAAAGAAGGUAGAGGUGGUUAUUGAGGAGGAGCUCAAUGCCACCACUGCGGACGGCCUGCUGGCUAAUAUUACCAAGGAGCCUCAGUUCGCCAUCAAAAAGUCCUUGCAGUUCAAAAGUGGCAUGAACGUCCUGGGUCUGAUUGGUUUCUUUAUUGCAUUUGGCAUCUGCAUGGGCAAGAUGGGAGAGAAGGCCAGACUCAUGAUUGACUUCUUCAGCAUCCUCAAUGAGAUUGUGAUGAAACUUGUCAUCCUGAUCAUGUGGUACUCUCCCUUCGGUAUUGCCUGUCUCAUCUGUGGUAAGAUCAUCUCCAUCAAGGACCUGGAGGUGGUGGCCAGGCAGCUGGGAAUGUACAUGGUCACUGUGAUUGUUGGCCUCAUCAUCCAUGGAGCUAUCUUCCUGCCGAGCAUCUACUUUGUCAUUGUCAGGAAAAACCCCUUCACUUUCUUCCUGGGAAUCUUCCAGGCCUGGAUCACUGCUCUGGGGACAGCCUCCAGUGCUGGUACACUGCCUGUCACCUUCCGUUGUCUGGAGGAGAACUUGGGUAUCGACAAAAGAGUCACUCGUUUCGUGCUCCCGGUCGGCGCCACCAUCAACAUGGAUGGAACUGCUCUGUAUGAGGCCGUUGCAGCCAUCUUCAUUGCCCAAAUGAACGGUAUCCAACUGGACCCUGGUCAGAUCGUCACCGUCAGUCUGACAGCCACCCUGGCCAGUGUUGGAGCGGCCAGUAUUCCCAGUGCAGGUCUGGUGACUAUGCUUCUGAUCCUGACUGCUGUUGGCCUGCCGACCCAGGACAUCAGUCUGCUGGUUGCUGUCGACUGGCUGCUGGAUCGAUUCAGGACCUCGGUGAACGUGGUGGGUGACUCCUACGGUGCAGGCAUCGUGUACCACAUGUCCAAGGCGGAGCUCGAGGAGCUGGACGCACACGCGGCCAAAUCGGACGACAUCGAAAUGAUGACAAAGACCCAGUCUUAUUACGAUGACAUGAAGAACCACCACGAAAACAAUUCCAACCAGUGCGUCUUAACCGAUACCGCUACUGCUACCACAACCGCUACCGCCACUGCUAACAAUUCUGUCGUAGUAGAUGAAUGCAAGGUAACCUCAGCCACUAACGGCUCUGCUGCGGAGUGCACGCUUGUUGAGGAGGAACCGUGGAAACAUGAAUAAUGGCAGCACAGAGAUCCCCCCCUGCUCCUGGGCUCCACAAGCUUUCCUAUCUGGUGAUGAAAAAAAAAGAAAAAAAAAAAAAGAGUCACACGAACAGAACUACUAAUUGUUUUGUUUUGUUUUGUUUUGUUUUUUUUAUAUAGUUUAGUUUUCUUUUCUUUUUUUUAAUUAGUCCCUUUAAAAGUUUUUGUAACUGUCUAUCUGACUGAUAUAUAAAUAUAUAUAUAUAUAUAAUACUAAUUCACUUAACCGUGAACUGAUAACAGAGGUAUACAUUUACCUGUUAGAGCACAAUUAUGUCCGAUAUAUAGCAGAUACUUGCACAACAUACUUCAAGGCUUGGGGAAGGAAGAGGAAGAGAAAGUUAUAGAUAAGCUAUUCCUUUAGCAAUACAUCUCGCUUCUACAUUUAAAAGUUGAGAGAGGAAGAAGAAGAAGAAGUGGCUGUAUAAGACUGGAUCAUGCACUGAGACCAUCUUUCAAGUUUCAUACAUGCAUAAUAGUACAGGUGAUUCAUUAUUUAAUGCCUAAAGACGAGUGGGAGUCAGAGCAAUUAAUCAUGACAGCUGAUGUAACGUUUUGUCGCUUCGUCAGAACCGUCGCCACGUGUGCAUCGGGCCGCUUCUCUUCCUAUCUCGGCUCAGUCUCUCGUCUAAUAACAUCUUUAUUUGAUUCUGUCAGAGCUGCUUUAAGUGCGUCUGACUGUUGAUCGCCCAACGACACACACUGUCCAGCGAAAACUGAAGGAAGGGUAGGAAGCAGGGUAGAAACAAUGAUGAGCAGGAAGUACAGUCAAAACAGGUGAUAUUAUGAAGCACAAACCAUAACACUGAGCCCAUUUUAUCCCCCUUUUUUUGUUUUUUCCUCUUUUUAUCUACUGUAAAGAAAAGGGACUUCUUUUUAUUUGUGUCACCUGUUGAGUGAGGUAUAAAACUUGUGUGUUUGUGUGUGUGUGUGUGUGUGUGUGUGUGUGUGUGUGUGUGUGAUAGAGGGAGAGAGAGAAUGAUAGAGAGAGAGAGAGAGAGAGCUGGGGUUAAGAACAUGACCAAGUCAAUUAUAGGGACCAAACAGGCAGAAAAUCAAUCAUCUCACAGAGGCCUUUGAACUGCCUCCAUGACGUCGCUCACACACAACACACACUUCACUCUCCCGACAUCGACGGCCUCUCGUAAUUGAACGGCACGGCGUUCGAUAUCGCCGCUUCUUUCAGACAAAGCCUUGAAGGAAGCCACUGCCCUAAAUAUGAAACUUUAUACGCCUCCUCUCCCCGCUCCCAAAAAAACCCUUUGCGAUGCCGAUGAACCUGAAUUAGCAUCAAAAUGAUUCCGAUAAAUAAUCGACAUAUCUUGAUAAAUUCUAGCACAACAAAGAGCACAAACAGAGCGAGAGCACACAAAACAAGCCAAAAUGGAUCAUUUUUUUAAACGUCAUGCACAUUAUGGUUCCAUUGUUCGAUUGUAUUCCAAGUUUUAAAACGUGACUAUAGUAAAACGAUAAGGGGAAAGCAAAAGAUACUCAGGCUUGUAUGUUUACUCUCUUACAGGGAAAAAAUAAAACAAAACGUAAUCCUAAAAAUGUUUACUCGCUCGCUUAGCGCUUCAAGAGAGCGGCCUCUUCAUAGCACAACGUUUGAAAGCUUCGACUCGCUAAAGGCGACAGUUUACUGCGAAGAUGUUGAAGGACAGACGCUGGGAAGCACAAAAAUGUAUUUCAGACAACAUUCCAGUGGUUGAAUCAUCCUCGAUCCGUGUACUAUUUGAAAGCGCAGACACGGUUAUCGCUCGAGUGCAUGAACCACCACACCACACACACACACACACACACACACACAAAAAGUGAAAUAGAAACACAGGAAGAUGCAGCGCAGCGCUCGGCUGUCAGAUGGAGUCUCGGCUUGCACAAACAGAGACGGAUCAUUGAUGUACCACUUUCGCUUGCCAGACUCUUGUUUAGUCAGACCUGAAAAAAAAAAAAAAAGAAGGUAAACAACAAUAUAUUUUAGCCACCAGAGCUCAAGACUGUUUCUACAAAAACCCUAGAUGCUGCAGCUGUGUGUCCAUUUGUGUGAAGGUGUGGAGACUUUUUAAGAAAACCUCAGAACAGAGCAGUGGACACUUCACAUGCAUUAUGCCAGAAUGUUGCCAAACUAUCAGGUAAUAAAUAAAAAAAAAAAGAUACAGUAUUUUCCUCUCAAGAACCAAAUGGCUUAAACUGAUCUGCAAACAUACAAAAAAAAAAUACACAACACAGCUCGGACUACUGGCUGUUAAUCUUUUUGUAGCCCGUGUGAGUGAGAGGUCUGUGAUGUGGCUGCGGAUUUGAUUUCUUUAUCGGUGUCGUGUCCUUCUCUCCUGUCUUGUUUUCUUUUUCUUUUUUUCGUUUUGUGCUUAAUGACAACCUUUGCCUUGGAGAUGUUCACUUCAAAACAGAUGCCAAUUUAAAGUAACACUAGGAAACUUAACAACAACAAUAAAAAAAAAAAACCCCUCUUAGCGCAGCACUCUGUCCUUUUAGUUCCUGAAACACACCUCUCAUAAGACGAUGCUCACUUUGCUUUUUUUACAUUUUUUUUAACAGAAGUGUGCUUCGAUACGACGAAGAGCACACUUGGCAUUCUGCUGCACAUACUGCGCAGAUGGAUACACACAUAUGAGCAUGCACACACACACACACACACACACACACACACUCACACACACACACACACUCAAACACGUCUUUUCUUUUUCCAAAUGCACACACGCAAACACACAAACACCUCGAAGGUCACCACGUUUCCAUCACAAUGAGCGAGCUGCAGAGCACAGCGCUGACACCCAAACCGGCCCCCUCGACUUUCAUCUUUUGACUUUGUGAUCUUCAGGAAAAUUUAAAAAUGAAAAACGAAACAUCUCUCCAGUGAGGAGACAAUGCACACCAUAGUGUCAUCGAUGGGGAUUGAGUGUUGGACCACUAUUAUGUUCAAGCUCACAGUUUUUAGAAGCAUGAAUAAAAAAUAAAAAAAAUGAUGAUUAUUUUUUUGCACCACUAUCUUAAAAAAAGCAUGAUAUUAUGAAGUGCCUCCUUGCACUUUGUGUAUAUAUUGUAGGUAACAGAUGUUUUUUUUUUUUUUUUUUUGGUUUGUUUUGUCCUUUUGUUUUCUUUUGGGGCGUUGAAAUGGUACGUAGGAAUAUAGUUUCAUUGCUGUGACAUUUUUAAUGUAAUCCUCUAGAGAGAAAAAGAAAAUAUAUCAUCUGUGUCCUGAGUAAAAAAAAUUAGAUUAGAACAAAAAUGUAUAGAGAGGAAAUCGUGUAAUAAAUUGCUUGUUUUUUUUAUUCUCUAAUAGCUGUUAAACUAGUUGUUUUACUUACCUGUCACACACCAAUAUAUAAAUAUCCUUUUUCUUUUUUUUUUUUUUUUAAAUCUAAUGUAAGCGUUUUGAAUGUUUGUUCCAUGAAGAUAUAAGAAGUGUGCAUUCAUUUUCAUUGUACAUAAAUAAAUAUAUAAUUGUUCUGUUCAGUGGCAAUGCGGAAUUUUCUGGAAAAAUUUACAGUGAUCCCGAAGCGAACGUGGUUUCGAGCGAAGACAAGAGAGGAAGAAAGAGUGAGAGAGGUAGAGAGUGAGAGAGAGAGAAAGAACGAAAGGGAGGGGAAGUUUCUGGUUUGACAAAUAAAAAAGGGGGUGGGGGGGCAAACGUGAGUUAUUUCAUGAUUAAAGGGUUUAUGCCGAAAAUGAGAGACAAAUUAAAAAGGGGAAAGGUCAGAUUUGCCCUGUACGUAGGAUCGAGCGAGGAAUCAAACACAGCCUGCAGUAGUUGAUUUGAGUGAACGAACAAACACCAGAUGUGUUCAGCUGCCUGUCACGGUUAUAGAGCAGCACUCCUCAGGUGACUCAUCUGAACCAUUUUGUCUUUUAAAUGGAAGGAAAAAAAAAACUACCUUAGUCUCAGGCAUCUUUGUUAACUUGGUGCAUUUAAAGAAAUAAAGCUGCGAGAUCUUUUAGACUCCCUGUCCGCAGACACCUUCACACGCUCGACCUCUGAACCAUCAGCAUCAUCAUGGAGGUUUAUAUGACUCCCACUCUUUGUAAACUGCCUUUACUCCACAUGCCUUUCUUUUUUUUUUUCUUCAAUUUUUAUUUCCUGCUUUCUACACACAAACUUUAUGCACGCACAAAACAUCUGGAACUUGCAGAGCUUAACGGUACUGAUUUAAAAACGGGAAGUGGAUUGACGCAGUGUUUUCAACAAAGAAGCCCGUACAUCUUCGAGCUUGUCCUUUUCUACUGAAAUGUGUCUUUUUUUUUUUUUUUUUUUUUGAAGAAACCUCAGAGCUAAAAACAAAAAAAAGAAGAAGAAAAGAACCCGAGCUGAUAACCCGUCUCACUCCUGCCUACAACGUGCUUUCCUGAUCUUACUUUUCUAGGCCUUCCCUCUUUGUAAAGCUGUUGUAAUUUUGAUGUAAAGGCAGAGCGUAUGUGUGGGGGAGAUACACUAUCGAGAAAAAAAAACGACAAAAAAAAUAUACAUGAAUUCUUUCCUCGGUCUAUGGUAUACAUAAAAAAAAAAAUCUGUUUCUACAUAUCAAUAAGUGUUGUACCUUUGGUGUACAUAUACAAAUAUAACUAAUAAAUGUUGAUUCAUAACUAAA
Messenger RNA from Acanthopagrus latus (yellowfin seabream), 6353 nucleotides. RefSeq names its product solute carrier family 1 member 2b (gene slc1a2b). The transcript is spliced from 10 exons. Gene Ontology annotation, cellular component: plasma membrane. The coding region runs from base 11 to 1726 and encodes 571 amino acids. Lineage: Eukaryota; Metazoa; Chordata; Actinopteri; Spariformes; Sparidae. Gene Ontology annotation, biological process: L-glutamate transmembrane transport. The record is from RefSeq and is a predicted model, not a curated record. Gene Ontology annotation, molecular function: glutamate:sodium symporter activity; L-glutamate transmembrane transporter activity; neutral L-amino acid transmembrane transporter activity.